Nasonia vitripennis (jewel wasp) is the source of this 1786-nucleotide messenger RNA. RefSeq names its product radial spoke head 1 homolog. Lineage: Eukaryota; Metazoa; Arthropoda; Insecta; Hymenoptera; Pteromalidae. The coding region runs from base 461 to 1420 and encodes 319 amino acids. The transcript is spliced from 6 exons. The record is from RefSeq and is a predicted model, not a curated record.
GCAAGAGGUCGAAGGAAAACUCGGCAACUUCUUAAUUACGCUGUUGUCGGCCCUCUGAAAAAACAGUGCUGCAGGCUCGUCCAGGAUAUGACAUGCGUUCGCACGAAUGUGUUAUUUCUUUCUCCUAUUUGCCCUUUCUCCAUGAGCGGCUCAUAAGAAUUCGAGAAUUUUUCGAUAAGAAUUUAGAAUAUAUUGGAAUAGCCGGAAACCAAAUGCCAGAUAAUCCGAUGGCAGUCGCUCAACCCAGCGAUAUUACUACAUUUUAGUUGAAACUGGGAGUAAAGGUACGCGUACUUUUCUCCUAUAUGCAUUCAAAAAAUGUUGUAUGUAUAGAUAGAUAACGCUCCGAGAGUAUAAAAAUACGCGUCAUUUAUAAAAGCAGCAAGCUUCACAAUAUUGCGUAUAGACAAUCAAUCUUGAGAUUAUAUACGGGUCUGCUUGUACUGAUUUUCAUGGAAAAAUGAGUGAAGAUGAAUCGGUCGAGGCGACCGAAUCCGCCGAGAGCGAAGUCCAAAAUCCUUUAGGCUCGUACGAAGGCGAGCGCAACAAGUCGGGCGAGCGUCACGGCUUCGGCCGUUAUCUGCUGGCCAACGGGGACACUUACGAAGGCGAGUACUGCCGAGGACUUCGCCACGGACACGGGCUUUACGUCUUCAAACUUGGCGCGCGCUACGAGGGCCAGUGGCGCAGAGGCCAGAAACACGGCCGGGGCAGCUUUGUUUACCCAGACGGCACUCGAUACGAAGGCGAAUGGAAGCGCGACAAGAGAUGCGGCUUCGGAGCUUACCACUACCGCAACGGCGACGUCUACGAGGGCACAUGGCGCCAGGACUACCGUCACGGCUUGGGCAGCUACACUUACGCCGACGGCGGCUGUAAAUUCUACGGGAGCUGGAUCGCCGACCGAAUGCAGGGCAUAGGACAGUUGACCCACCAGAGACACCGCUAUCACGGCUUCUGGGAAACAAAUCUGCCACAAGGACGCGGUUGUUACAUAUUUGAGAAUGGCAGCAUGCUUCACGGCCACUUCCUGCACAUCCUGGAUACCUCCGGUCAGAUCGUGACCGAAACUGACGAAGCUGCGCAGGAGCCGGAAAUUAGCGAGGAGGAACCGCCAAAAGAAGACACUGCUGUUGACGCGAAGGAACUAAGACCCGAGCCUCUGAAACAAGGAAUCGUUGCGGUUGUCUGGCGGUCUCGUCGCGUAACCCCCUACAGUUCCGACCUGAUGCCGCCGGAACCUGCUGCAGUGAUCGAUCAGGGGUCAUCCAUGGAAACUCUAAACGACGACGUGUGCGACGAAACGGACGAUGAGAGGGCAGAGGAGUACCUGAAAAGGGAUGACUACGAGGUUGAGUACGAGGACGAGUACGUAGACGAGGAGGCCGAGGACGAAGAGAACGACUAUUUGCGAGACUAGCCUCGUUACCGGUCACGUAUGAUCUUCUCCUUUUUAUGCAACGCCUCCGACGAAACUCGUCAUUUCGACUAUGACAAAUACAUAUAAACGUGCGACGAAAAUUGUUCUCCGAACGUGAUCAGGCAUUCCUUUUACCGCAUACAAAUGUAGCUUUUUGGAUGAAUACGUGUUCGAAACAGCAGGGCAGAUUUUCGGCCGAUUUUGAUACGUGCUAGUCUUUCACUUGAAAUACCUUCCUGAAUCGAUGCCUGAUUUUGGAUUUCUUUUAUGUUUUUGUCGCAAACUUUAAUGUAUGAAACUAUACCCUUAUACUGUAAAUUACGUCUGAUGUUUUUAUUAAACAAAUUUGUCAUUCAAGAUCAUUUA